Messenger RNA from Gasterosteus aculeatus aculeatus (three-spined stickleback), 3692 nucleotides. RefSeq names its product SLP adaptor and CSK interacting membrane protein (gene scimp). The record is from RefSeq and is a predicted model, not a curated record. Lineage: Eukaryota; Metazoa; Chordata; Actinopteri; Perciformes; Gasterosteidae.
UGGUGAAUGCAUCUUCUUUCCAGAGCUUCAGUUCUUUAGACUGGGAGGCACAUGUCAGACGUCUUUUGACAACAGCUUUGCACCUGUUUUUUGCUGUUGUGUCUAGCAGAUGGAUCUACCCACGGAUCUUUCGUCCAGGUUAUGGAUGCUUAUUAUUAUUAUUAUUUUUAUGUGGAUUUUGAUCAGCCUCGUCUUCAUCUUGAUCAACAAGUGCAUUUCAAAGGCAGGAAAACUCAGAAUCGCAGAGCUCCAGAGAAUGUCUGGCUUCUCCACCAAGAGCAAUCAAUACCAGGGGGGCGAGUAUGUUUCGGAGAUCCCACCUUUACCUCCUCGGACACAGUUUCUCCUCACAGAGGCCCAAAGUUAUGAGAACCUGGACGCCGCAGAUGAUCAGACUGAUCGGACUGAUCAGACUGAUCAGAUCGUCCACGAGCAGGACGUCCCAGACUACGAGCAGGUUGACCAGGACGUCCCGGACUACGAGCAGGACGUCCCACACUACGAGCAGGACGUCCCAGACUACGAGCAGGUUGACCAGGACGUCCCGGACUGCGAGCAGGACGUCCCAGACUACGAGCAGGUUGACCAGGACGUCCCAGACUGCGAGCAGGACGUCCCGGAAUACGAGCAGGACGUCUCAGACUACGAGCAGGUUGACCAGGACGUCCCGGACUGCGAGCAGGACGUCCCAGACUACGAGCAGGUUGACCAGGACGUCCCAGACUGCGAGCAGGACGUCCCGGAGUACGAGCAGGACGUCUCAGACUACGAGCAGGUUGACCAGGACGUCCCAGACUACGAGCAGAUUGACCAGGACGUCGCAGACUACGAGCAGGACAAGCAGUCCGACUCUUUGAAGGCGGUGGGUGAGGACGAGCCUCUCCCUCUGAUUCCACGGUACCCAGAUCUAGAUCCAGCAGCAGACAGUUUCUCAGAGGACGACUACGACGACAUCGGGGGUGAAGAUGAAACCGAGGGGGAAGAGGACUACGACGAUGUGGCUUAGGACCACAAGAGAACGGGAGAGAGAUCAUUCAAGUAAAGACGCUGUCAACCCUCUGGAUCAGAACGAAGUCCCCCGGGCAGGUGGAAGGUUUUCAUGUGUUUCAUAAGUAGAAGGGGUGGUUGUCUGUAGUUAAUGUGUGGUUUUCAAGGACAAAGAAGAGGCAGAACACAUACGUGACUCAUUUUCCAGGCAAAGGAUGUGGUCAGUUUAAUCUACAGGAAUACUUCAUAUUCUAAUCAUCCAUGUUUGUAGCGUCUAAAAAGAACAACCUGCCUGUUUUCAGCUAAGAGGCUUUUUAAAAUAGUUGAUUCCAUUUAAGGGGAAGGAGGAUUUCCUUUAUCUCUUUAUUCAGUUUAUCAGAAACACUCUACAUCCGCAUCUGGACACGUGGUUUUCACUUGGCAGGAAGGGGAUGAAAAACAGUCAUCUGAAAAGAAACUAAAGCCGUCAGCGAAAUGUGGUAGAGAAAACAGUACAAUACAAUUAUGAGUAAGUACAUUAAAUAGGAAAACUUGAGUAAAAAACCUAUUGAUUGGUUUAGAAAGCAGACAAGGCUCAGAGGCAUUUCCUCCUUCUUCUUUUCUGCUGAAUCCCAAGUUUUAGAGACUCUGAUCCCGGUUUGGUUACGACUGCGUCAUCAGUCGAGCCGUCGAAGGCUUAAAAUAACUAUAAAAAAAAAAAAAUGUUUUUAUGCUGCCGUGUGGUUGACGCUGCAUUCUGAUUGUACAGCUGUUGAUUGUUGUUGCGCUUUAUGAGCUUUGACUCACCUGUCAAUGUAGCUGGGUUGCAUUUAAGUAAUUUAGCAUGUUAACAUAGUCCGUGCAUGUAGAAGUCAUGGAGUCGAACUCGCACUUGAGUAUUGUUAAAACAAUCUCUUACCCUGCUUGGAGUAAUGUCACGCUCAUCCUCCGUCUUAUACGUUCCAUCUCCACAGGGGUCGUGUCGGGCCCCUCGGGUGGCAGCAGGCCCUCAGCAGCCUCUCAGCCCGGUCGUCCUCUGUGGAUCCAAACAUUGGAUUCAAAAAGGGAAAGAAUUCUACCAAAAAACAUAGUUAUUUGAUCUCCGUUUAUGAAAAAGCGCCGUUAAGCCAGCAGUUUGGUGACCCACAUACAUAAUCUCUCACACUCUGACCACAUAAUAACAUCCUGCCAGUCAUCAGUCACUGCCUUACGUAGCCCUCGGGAAGUUUUAAUGAAUAUAAGUGGAUUUGAAUGCCUCGGUUUAGGAUUAAGUGAUCUGACGGCGCUCCAAAGAGACAAUGCAGGAAAAGAAAAAGCUGGGGGAAAAAAAAGAGGGGAAAUUUUUUUGGGGGAAAAAAAUCCAGCGAAAACAGGAAGGUCACUGAGGUUAAACAAUUUAAAAAUGUGAAGAAAAAGACAAGAUUCUUUCCUUUUUUCUUUUUUACAGUCUGUGCUGGCAUUGUCCACUGUGCAGCUGAUUGAUGGAAUACUUAACUAAUAAUAUAUUAUUUAGCACAUGAAAAUAUAUUAAAAUGUUUUUUUGAUGGAUUUAACACAUUAUAAUGUACUUGUCAGUGUAUAUUUAGUGUGUAUUAAUGUGCUGUGAUUGCCAACAAUCAUAACCACGUAAGACAGUUAUAUUUUCAUGUAGUUCAGGAAGAGUUUGGAUUGUUUACCACAUUAAUAGAAGGAUUUGUCUUAUAAUUAGGUUCAUAUAGUUAUUGGCUCUCUAACAGAAAACAUUUUCGUAGGAAAAUCUUUCGUUUUUCACAAGGACUUUAAUUUUGAAGAAUCUAAAACGGAAGUGUAGCUGUAGCUAAAGGUGUGGGUUUGAAACAGCAAGCCCACGCUUUCUUUUUUGAAAAUUCGUAUAAAUAUUAGAUUGUGUUGAUAGAUGAGAGGAGACAAUGCUGUUUGAAAAAGAGUUCAAAAGGAAUAUUGACUCCUAAAAAACUUUAUUUUAUGUUAAAAACGUGCAUCUUUAUCAACACUAUUACAGCAACAGAUAGAAAUAUAUAAACGUCCAAUUCGAUUCAAUUUUAAAAAUACCAUCAGAAAUUAUAUGCAAAAAAACAAUAAACAACCACAUACCACGGUGAAAACACAAAUGUACUUUCCGUUACAGUAUUAUCUGUUUUAUCAGAGGCUUAUAUUAUUUUGGGAUAUUUUUAUUGCCUGAUUUUGUUGGUCUCAAUGUUGUCCUGAAAUGUUUUAAUCCCAGUUUAACCACCAAAGGCACUUUGUUUAAAGUAUAACAUGCUGUAUGAAUUUGGUUGAUUAUUAAGAUGAUUGUUCCAAAAUUGUUUUGUGUUUUAUUCACACAAAGAUUUCACGUGUUGUGGAUAAAAUGUUCAAUGUAUUUUAGAAGUGCAGCAUAAUAUUUAGUUUACCUAAGCGUAGUGUGUAGCAACCUGACAUCCUGCCUGUACAGAUAAAACGUGAUUUGCUUUUUAAUAAUAGUUAUGGGAUGCACCAUGAUGUAAUAAAUAAAACGUAACGAUAGAGCUAUUUAUAAAACAAUGCAGUUCCGGUUUUAAAGCUGUAUUUGGUGGUACAAGUGAAAGUUGUUACGUUAAUUGUUGCUAUUGUUACAGUGACUUUCCCCUCUACUGUUUAACAGUUUAAUUUGGUGUGUUUCCUUCCUCCUUAAAUAUGAAUGAUACUAUCUGAACGGUUGUAUGAAUUGUUGGUGUCUUUUCUUAUUAGAAUAAAUUCUUUGCACUCUU